Molecule: messenger RNA, 1235 nt
Organism: Seriola aureovittata
Lineage: Eukaryota; Metazoa; Chordata; Actinopteri; Carangiformes; Carangidae
Exons: 3
Coding region: 11-985 (324 amino acids)
Molecular function (GO): protein binding
Source: RefSeq, a predicted model, not a curated record
CACCGGGACGAUGACUGACACAGAGAAGUCUCUGGUGGCCGACUACCUCACUCAUUCCACUGCGACGGCGGAAAAACAUUACCGCAUGAAGCAGCCGGAGACCAUUGUGAGGGCCAGUCAGCUGCUGGCUAAGCUCGCUGGUGACUCAAGUGUUGAGUCUGCAGAUGAGGGUCCCAGUCAUGGUACCCGUGGCGCUGCUCGCAAUGCUGCCGACAAGCCUGCCUGUACUACAAAUGUGCAGAUGGAUGUCCAAGCAGCAUUUGACAAACUGCUGGAAACGCACCCGGUGACACUGGACGGGGACGUGCCAGACAAGACUGAGCGCAGAAAGGUGUCACCCGACUGUCAGCGGCAGUUGUACGAGCGUUGGCUGAAGGCACAGAUGAAACUGCGCGUGCAGCAUGUUCUCUCAUACUUCUGCCGACGUCUCCCAACAGAAAACCGGGUCAGCACCUGGAUUGCUAAGCGGGGAUGGAAGAAAAACCUCCCCAUCUCUGCCAAUAUCAUAAAGGAGUGGAAGCCCUCAGGAUCUGUGGACAUGGUCAUGGAUUCUAGACACAUCCAGAAAAUGACCAUCUCUCAGAGGUGGAGAGGACUACUGGUCACCGAUGUCAAAGGGAAAGGCAAGGGUGUCGUUGCCACCCGCAGAUUUCAGACUGGUGAGGUGGUCUGUGAUUACCAUGGGAGGGUGAUCACAGCCAAAGAGGGCCAUCACAUACACAAGAACACCAGUGAGGAGGAGACUGGACAUAUGUUCUUUUAUACAAAUCAAAAAGGGCAGCCCAUGUGCAUUGAUGCACAUUCAUCUAUUUGUGAGUGCCACCCCGAAAAGCAGACUGUUGGCAGGUUUAUCAACCACGCAAAAGCAGAAGCCAACCUAAGGCCCAGGUUCUAUGCUGUGGACACAGAUGGGGAGGAAAAAGAAGUUAUUCUUUUCCUCGCAACCAGGAACAUUGAGGUCAAUGAGGAACUCCUGUUUAAUUAAGGUGCGGGCAAAAAGUCUUUUCGGGGAGAGGGCCUGGGCCUCGCUUGGCUCUCUUAGACUUUCUGCAGCCAUCCACCUGGCCUGCAUUUUCAAGGCCUGUAUUCAAGUCUACAAGGACAUUGUUAGACUUUGCUCUUUUUAUUUGUACAGUAUUGGUGCACUUUGUAAAUGUAAGAAAUCUCUGUACAGAAAACAAUGAAGUGGAAGUGCUUAAACUUUAUCUGUCUCAUACCUCAUUGUAAAGCUUAGA